Molecule: messenger RNA, 627 nt
Organism: Rotaria socialis
Lineage: Eukaryota; Metazoa; Rotifera; Eurotatoria; Philodinida; Philodinidae
Source: the annotation of a GenBank genome assembly
AUGCGUCUUUAUCAACAUUCAGCUCAUUGUGCAGUGGCAAUUCAAUUAUUUCUUGAACGUAAUCCAUCAUAUUGGUGUUUUAUUUCAAAAACACAAGAAGAAGUUACACAAGAAAAUGAUUAUUAUACAAGAAUAGUUCUUGGUACAGGAUCCGAAUUCAUGUAUAUGCUUCCAAGACGUACAGAUCAACAAAAAAAAGUAGCUCGACUUUUAACUGGUCUAUCAUUACCAUCAACAGCACGACAUUUUUCAUCUGCACAAAUACAAAAACAACGAAUAUUUUUCGAUCGUCUUCUAUUAAGUGCUGUUGAUGAAUUACCUUAUAUAGAAACUGAUUUAUAUAAAAUGAAAAUCAUUGCCGUUUUACCUACUGAUGAAUCAAUUCUUUUACGAUAUGUUAUUGAAACCUUAUUUAUUACUCAUGGUGAAUCAAAAUUAAAUAUGAUAUGUCCCAUUGGUGUUGAUCCUGAAAAACGUUAUGGUCAAUCUUAUGAUCAUCAAUGGUUUUAUCAUAUAAAAAAUCCUGAACAACCAACCCCACAAUCUAUUCUUGCAUUAAUUGAAACAAUAAAAGAACUUAAUGAACGUCCAUCCAACCAUCAUGAUGAUGAUGAUGAUCAUCAUUGA